AUGACAAGGAUGCUGGCGCCCUCACCCUCGCUGUCACCAGCACCAGCACCGUCCUCGUCACCCAGCACUGCUGGCAUCGCGGGGUUUACAGCACACGCGGACGAUAACACGAUACGGCAGUCCGUUUCGCAAUUCGAUUCUCAGUCGCAGCUACAGCUCCCGCAGCAGCAGGAACGGACCCGUGGGUCGUUUCUGCUACAGCCCAACACGCUCGUGUCUUCCUCUGUAGCGUCGUCCGCCGCAACCUCGGCUGUAGUCGUCACCAUUGGCACCAAUGUGCCGUCAGCUGGAGUGAAUUACGGGCUACAGUCGCAACAGCCGCCGCCGCUGCCGUCGCGGGCCAGCCUGGCGGCGGCGCUGGCGCACACAGGCGACGGCUCGCUCAGCGCCGCAUCCUGGCUACAGCCACCACCGCCGGUGACGCCGCCGCCACCGUCGCGAAACAGCGUCAGGUACAGCUCCGCCGGCGGCGGCGCUACUGGCGGCACCGCCGCCGUCGCCGCCGCUGCCGGCGGUGGUGGCGAUGACUUGUACUCCUUUGAAGCCACAGAGGGCAUCGCGGGGUUUACAGCACACGCGGACGAUAACACGAUACGGCAGUCCGUUUCGCAAUUCGAUUCUCAGUCGCAGCUACAGCUCCCGCAGCAGCAGGAACGGACCCGUGGGUCGUUUCUGCUACAGCCCAACACGCUCGUGUCUUCCUCUGUAGCGUCGUCCGCCGCAACCUCGGCUGUAGUCGUCACCAUUGGCACCAAUGUGCCGUCAGCUGGAGUGAAUUACGGGCUACAGUCGCAACAGCCGCCGCCGCUGCCGUCGCGGGCCAGCCUGGCGGCGGCGCUGGCGCACACAGGCGACGGCUCGCUCAGCGCCGCAUCCUGGCUACAGCCACCACCGCCGGUGACGCCGCCGCCACCGUCGCGAAACAGCGUCCCGCAGCAGCAGCGGGCGGAGCAGCAGCAGAUGUUGACUCAACAGCUAUCCGAGUCGUACGGAUCUGAAUCUACCGUAUCCACGUUGCAAAACAUGUACGGCGGAUCUACAGGGCUGAGGCCGCAGCUGCAAGCCGGGACGUGGGGUCAGGAAAGGUCGAUGCCGACGCCGACGCCGCCGCCGACGACGACGCAGCAGCAGAGGCAGGCGGAGGGUGGUGGCGGCAGCCGCCUCAAUGACGUGCGUGGCGUGCUGCGUGAUGGAAAGGAUGGUAUCGGAGCGGGAUGCCGUGAUGUCCGGGAAGCCGAGCCAGAGAGGGUGUCUCUGUCUCCUGGGCUUCGACUCCGCCUCCGCCAGGAUCUGGGCGCGGAGACCGCAGCGGCAGCGGAGGCGCGAGGCGGCGGAGGCGAAGGCUCGGAGAAGGGCAUUACCCUUGGCGGCGGCGACAGAGGCGACGGAGAUGAUGAAGACGACGGAGGCAGUGGCGGCGCCGAAGAGGAAGUGGAGCCGAGUGCUGAAGCUCCCGCCGCCGCCGCCGCCGCCGCCGCCACUGCCUCAGCCGCCGCCACGGCUCCCACAACACCCGCCAGUGCGUUCCGCAGCGGCAACCAGUCGGGCAAGUCGUUGGGCGGCGCUGGCAAAGGUAACAAGUUCCGGGAGAAGUACGGCACCAAGGCGGCAGCCAUGGGGCUUUGUACGGCACCUGAUCGCAGCAGCCGCCCCGCGCAGACGGCACCAGCGACCCUUAGGGCGCAGAUGCGCGCGGCGGCAGUGCUGGCGGCAGCGGCGGCGGCAACUCCGGCGCUCGCGUGUUGUCAACCGUCAUCGCGGGAAGCGCGGGUCGCAUCAGCGGCGACGGCGUUGCGUCGCCGGGAUUUCGGUAGUUACGGCAGCGGCGGCGGCGGCGGCGGCUGCUUGGCCAGCGGCGGCAGCUUGAGCGAGGGGCUUUUCGCCAGCGGCAUGAUCGUCCUUGGCGGCAGUGGCGACUCGGCGGAGAUGUCCAAGCUGCCGCCAGUGUCGGAAAUCCCUAUGCCGUACUCGAUGUUGGGAACGUACGGCUCCGGCGUUGGCAGUAUGCGAGGCCGGCUGGUAUGCCCUGUCGUGGAGGAAGACGGAAAGGGAGAGGGAGAGGAGGCAGGCGACGUGCCGCCACCACCGCCGCCGCCGCUGGCGUCUCAGCAGCAGCGGCAUCAGACGACACCGCAACAGACGCGAUCCGGCAGCGGCGGCGGCGGCGGCGGAGCCGCCGCCAAUGUCACGGUUCCCCAAUUUGGGUCGCCUCCCUUCAGCAUGUGGUCGGGUGCGGCCGUCUCCACCCUCUCCGCCUCCUCACAAACCUCGCCGCCAGCGCCGCCGACAACUCCCGUACAGCUAUCACCGCCGACAGACGCUGCGGCGGAAGGCGUUACAGCGAGCGGCGAUGUACGGGACGGAUGCGGCGUCAAUCGGGUGCCGCAGCGGCCCUCAGACAUCGCGGAGCCGCCGCCGCCGCCAUCGGGCCGGGCGCCGGUAGGUGCGGCGGUAAUGGCGGCGGCAGCCAGACCAACGAACCAGCUGCCGUACACACCGGUACGACGCAGGUUGAAGCUCCACCCCGUGGGCUUGUCGAAGGCCUUGCGCACCCAGCAAACGGUCGCCGCCGGCACCGGCAUCGAGGGUGGCGCCGAAACCUUGGAAGUAAACAGCGGCGCUCCCGUCGGCCGUACGGCAGAUAGGCGCAUGGGACGAGCUGCUGCUGCUGCGGCUGCUGGCGCGGAGGCUGCGUUACCCAGACCCGAGUUCACGUUCGGCGAACCUAGGUCCUUGUGUUCCCGGAGGCGCUCGUCCAUGGCCGUUGUGGUUGCUGCCGGGGCUGGGUCAGACACCAGCAACGCAACAGCAACGGCGCCACCAGCCGUACAUGUGCAGUACGAUAACUUCCCCGGCUUUGUGACGGCGGGGCGGUUGAAGACGAGAUGCAUGUUUUUGCGGAAUGCCCGGUGUACAAUAGCACACGGGCAAAGUACGAUCGUGACCUCGCGUUUCAAGCGCAUGAUUAUGACCGAGGCCCCACCCCUGGUGCACUAG
Volvox carteri f. nagariensis is the source of this 2997-nucleotide messenger RNA. RefSeq lists its product as uncharacterized. The transcript has 13 exons. NCBI's taxonomy places the organism in Eukaryota, Viridiplantae, Chlorophyta, Chlorophyceae, Chlamydomonadales, Volvocaceae. The coding region runs from base 1 to 2997 and encodes 998 amino acids. The record is from RefSeq and is a predicted model, not a curated record.